This is a messenger RNA of Doryrhamphus excisus (bluestripe pipefish), 2859 nucleotides long. It is a transcript of the gene paqr9, whose product is annotated as progestin and adipoQ receptor family member 9. Gene Ontology annotation, molecular function: signaling receptor activity. Gene Ontology annotation, cellular component: membrane. NCBI's taxonomy places the organism in Eukaryota, Metazoa, Chordata, Actinopteri, Syngnathiformes, Syngnathidae. The record is from RefSeq and is a predicted model, not a curated record.
UUCAAUGUCGGGGACUGUAUGCCGCAACAACACUGUUGCGGCAUUCAAUGAAGCGUUUCCUGCGCAUUCCUUUUUUUUAGAUGCGAACUCAAACCACUUUUUUUGGCCUCCAUAAAUGGUGCAAUUCUAACGAGGUGAAGCAAGAACGGGAAGACAAGGCGAUCCGUGACGUGACAGCGUCCCCCACUUCAGUAUUACAGGACGGGGUCGUUUCUUGAACGCGUAUUUAUUCAAUGGACUACAGACCCAGCAAGAUUACACAAUCUCCGAUGGGAUUAAAGGUCAAAAAAGGCAUCAAAGAGUCUGGAGGAACCUUUGAUUGUUUUUGUGUUAAUCAGAUCAGGGUUUCCAAACUGUGGGUCAGGGGCCUAAUUUGAACGCAGAGGAAAUUUGUUUUUUCCAGUAAAUCUAUAAUUUUUAAUAAUUUUGCAGUCCUCCGCCACCAUUAUGCUGCUGAACUGCGAUCAUCCUUUAACUCUUUUGAGUUAUUCAGAUGUGCCGCCCCGUGUCAUUGAGAACUUCAUCCUCACCGGAUACCGUUUCCCUAACUACAGCUUCCGGGAUUGCAUCCUGUCAGCGUUCCGGCCCACAAAUGAAACAGGCAACUUCUGGACGCACUUCCUCCCCAUGUUUGUGUUUGCAUACUACUACGCUGAGGUGUUUGACUGGGAAGGGUCGCCGUCUGGGGGUCAUCCGUUCUUCUACCCGCUUUGGAACUACUUCCUGUGUGUUUCCCUUCUGCUGAUGUGCAGCAGUUUGGCCCACUUGCUUAACGCCAUGUCGCUGGUGGUGAGAGAGGUGUGCUUCUUUGUGGAUUAUGGCACCAUUAGCGCCUACACGGUUGGAUCGUCCUUGGCGUAUCACUACUACAUCCAUCCCAGGCCUGGGGUAGUCGAGACUAAGGGGAACACCACCCACAUUGGGGACCUGAACUCUUCAGCGUUUCAACUCUUCUUUGAAACACUUUACAUCCCGAGUGCUUGUGUCGUGGCGGUUAUUUGCCUCUUAUCCUGCUGCAACUCGCGUCAAAAGUGGAGGCGCCACCGCUACGCUAUUCGUACCCUUGUGUUCCUUCUCCCGUUUCUGGUGUCAUCCACACCCGUUUUUUACCGCCUCAUCCAAUCACCGUACUCCACUGCAUCAAUCUUCUUUUAUCGCCACUGCCUCUGGCUACUGGUAUCGGCGGUUUUCAACAUCAGCAAGGUCCCUGAGAGGUUGGCGCCGGGUCAAUUCGACAUCUGGGGUCACAGCCACCAGUGGUUCCACUGCUGCACGUUUUUAUCUAUUCUUGAUGAGUUACACAUGAUUAAGUCGGAGGUGAGGGUCAUCUUGGACGACUCGGCAACGCUGCCGCCUGGCCCCACGGUGGCGGCCACUUAUGGGGUCAUGCUCUUCCUGCAGACGACCAUCAUGUCCAUUAUUGUGGCUUUUUCUUGGAAUGCUAACUGUAUUUAUGGACCUCUCAGGGAUCAACUAGCAAAGAAACAGAAAUGUCACUGACUAUUUAAUAGUACUUUUUAUUCCUAUGUAGUAAUGAAUCAGUGAUGAAUAAAAACACAAUGUUUUCCCCUGAUGCUCGUCCUAAGCUUCGAUGUAUGCAUUUGUAGUUUAUAUACAUCACAAAUAGGGUCCAUUUGAUGGUUAUCAUGCUAACAAGGUUUGUUUAACAUAUAACUUUUGUAUGUGCAUGUUUUCAUUCAUUCAUUCAUUUUCUACCGCUUUUUCCUCACGAGGGUCGCGGGGGGUGCUGGAGCCUAUCCCAGCUGUCUUUGGGCGAGAGGCGGAGUACACCCUGGACUGAUCGCCAGCCAAUCACAGGGCACAUAUAGACAAACAACCAUUCACACUCACAUUCAUACCUAUGGACAAUUUGGAGUCGCCGAUUAACCUAGCAUGUUUUUGGAAUGUGGGAGGAAACCGGAGUACCCGGAGAAAACCCACGCAUGCACGGGGAGAACAUGCAAACUCCACACAGAGAUAACCAAGGGUGGAAUUGAACCCUGGUCUCCUAGCUGUGAGGUCUGAGCGCUAACCACUCGACCGCCGUGCCACCCUGUGCAUGUUUUUUUUUUUUUUACAGUUUAUAUUAUACAACUUGGGCCCUCUGUAGGCAACCCGUGGACCACAUCUGACCCAUUGAAGGUUUUAUUUGUCCGGCCAACUAAAGACGUUCAUGCAGUACUCAGUGAAGUGUGCAGUAGAAGAGGGCUUGCAUUUAAACAAAUAUGGUCCUUAAAUUCUAUUAAAAAAGAAAAUGAAAAUAGGAUUUUUAAUAGUGACUGGACUAAAAUACCAUUAAGUGACAAAGCAGAUGUGUUUUGUCACAAAGUAAACACCGUUUCAAAGGAACUUCCCUUGUUUUAGACUAAAACAGAUUUAUUCAAUGUUUGUGGAAUGCUAUGUUUGAAAUGUAAAAUGUGUUUGCUCCGUUUAAUGAACAGCACAUGUCCGGGCCUUGGCCAGUGGCGCUUAUGGUUUCAAUGAUGCUCUGGGCUGACGGACAAACUCUCCAACCCCCAACACAAAGCUUUUCUUUACAAAUACAUUUUUUUUUAAUUAACAAAACUUUACUGUAAAACUUGCCACAAAAGAUCCAUCCAUCUUCUAUGCCGCUUAUCCUCACUAUAGGGUCAGGGGUAUGCUGGCUGGGGCAGAGGCAGGGUACACCCAUCACCAACCAGUAUAGUAAAACAAAAUAUUCAAAGCCAAGUCAUACGUAGUAUUAUAUACUGGUCACUAGGUGUUGGUAAUGUUACAGUGAAGAUACAUUACCUUGCAUUACAUUACUACUCUUUAUUACUAUUAUUACUGUACAUUACUACAUUGUACUCUUGCUGCUGUGCAAUGCAAAUUUCCCCA